AUGGGGAACCAAUUGCAGAGACAAAGAAAGAUAACUGUUCAUGGCUUCAUUCUUGAGCCUUCGCAGGUGAAUUUAGCAAACUGGAUUUUUCAGAAAUAUCCAGAAAUUGCAGUGAAUGUCAAAUUGCAAGACGAUGAGCUCAGGACAAGAUACAUGAACCUUGUACUCGGCAUCAUCAAGAGUCUUUACCACAAGCCUCUACGUGAUCUAACCAAUGAUAAACUGAUCAAAGUUUCGAAGGAGUUGUCUGAUGUGACACAAGCAGGUUUCAAAGUGGAUUGGCUGGCUUCAAAGCUUAAGAAGGUGUCCUUGGAGAAGAAGACCUCUGAAGAUCGGAUUCGGAAACUCAGACAAGAGGUCCAAAAACUCAAGCUAACGAUCUCAGAGAAGAAGAAGAAGAAGAAGAAGGCUUCUGAAGAUAUGAUUCGAGAACUCAAACAAGAGGUUUGA
This is a messenger RNA of Eutrema salsugineum, 450 nucleotides long. Its product is annotated as MATH domain and coiled-coil domain-containing protein At2g42470. The record is from RefSeq and is a predicted model, not a curated record. The transcript is spliced from 2 exons. Lineage: Eukaryota; Viridiplantae; Streptophyta; Magnoliopsida; Brassicales; Brassicaceae. Bases 1 to 450 code for a protein of 149 amino acids.